AUGUCCUACGUUGUACCAAUUCACCAUCCCAGUGGCGUCCGUCAUGCUAUCAAGCUGAAUUUCCUGGAUCCCAAUGUCGACACUCUCAUUGUAGCAAAAGCGAAUCGUCUCCAGAUAUACGAGCAGGGACCAGAAGGCCUGUCGCUGUUACACACGAAGACCGUUUACGGCUACAUCACAAUCCUUGAACAGAUCCGACCGGCGUCCUCAAAAACCGAUCACCUCUUUGUUGGCACUGAUCGCUACCAAUAUUUCACCUGCUCAUGGAAUGCCGAGACGAAACAGCUUCAAACCGAGCAGAGUUAUGUCGACUUGGCGGACAAAGUCCUUCGUGACUCCAGAGAGGUGGAUAGAUGCCACAUAGAUCCUACGAAGCGGUUCAUGAUGUUGGAAUUGUAUGACGGGGUCAUAUCAGUUCUCCCUUUCGUCCAACCCUCCAACAAGCGUGUCAAAAAAGAGAACACUUCCAAUACCCAAGCUGGGACGUUAGGGGAACCGGUUCAGGUUCGAAUUGAAGAACUGUUAACGAGCUCAUCGGCCUUCUUGGAAACAGAUCCCGAAUCCAAAGACAAUCCCAAGCUGGCAAUAUUGUGGGUAGACAACUCGGAAAAUCCCCAAUUAAAGCUGCGGGAACUCAAGUAUUACCCUGGGGGUGAACAAGCGACGGCCGACUUUGAGACAGUGGCAGAAUUGGGUGGUGACCAGUUGGACAAGGGAGUGAGCCACCUCAUUCCGGUACCCGCGCCUUAUUCGGGCUUCCUCAUUUUGGGCGACCAUGCCAUCCGCUAUGUCGACUGCGAAUUGACCAAUGUGAUCACCCAACCUCUCAAAGACAACGCGACGAUAUGGACUUGCUGGACCCAGAUUGAUGAUCAACGAUGGCUUCUCGCCGAUGAUUUUGGCAAACUGUUCUUUUUAAUGAUCGACGUCCGCGGAUUCGAAGUGUCGUCUUGGAGGCUUGACCUAGUGGGUGUCGCAUCAAAGGCCGCUUGCUUGGUGUAUCUUGACGACGGCUACGUCUUCAUUGGCUCUCAUUCAGGAGAUUCGCAAGUGGUGCAUAUCGAAGAAGAGGGUGUCCGCAUUGUUCAGACGUUUGCCAAUAUUGCACCAAUCUUGGAUUUCACCAUCAUGGAUCUGGGCCGUGGUGCGGAAGGCGGACAAUCUCUUGAAUUUUCCUCCGGUCAGGCUCGAAUAGUCGCCGCAUCGGGCGCAUGGCAAGAUGGUACCAUUCGCAGCGUGAGGAGUGGCGUUGGUCUCGAAGAACUCGGCACAAUCGGAGAACUGUCCCAUAUCACAGAUCUCUGGGGCUUAAGUUCCACCGGACAGAAUGAUGUGCAUGAUAUACUUCUCGUCUCUUUCGUCACCGAAACACGAAUAUUCAAAUUUGACUCGGAAGCCUCGGUCGAGGAAUUGGACGAGUUUCACCACUUGGAAUUCUCCCAACCGACCUUCUUUGCAGCGAAUCUCCCCGAUCGGAAGCUGGUACAAGUGUACGAAACUGGGCUGAGGAUGACGGAUCUCGAAUCGAGCAUGCUGACUCUCGAGUGGAAACCUCCUGAUGCAGGGGCCAAAAUCACAGCUGCAUGUGCAAAUUCCGCGCAUCUUCUUGUUGUUGAAGGUGGUCACACGCUCCACGUAUUCCAUAUUUCCAACAGCGGCGAUUCCCAGCCUACUAUUUCAAAGACAUUCCUACCCGAUUCACAGAUAUCAAGCGUAACAGUCCUGGGUUCACAAAGCAAUGCGUGCAUUGUAUCAUUCUGGCAAACGGCAUCUGUUGCCAUCAUUGAUCUACAUUCUCUCGAUAUUCUUCAAAGCCAAACCGUCGGUAUGCCUGGAACAGAUAUCCCACGGUCAGUAAUGGUCGCAAACAUACUGCCUGAUGCUCCGCCCAACUUAUUUGUUGCCAUGGCUGAUGGCACGGUCUUGUCCUAUUCGUUCGACACGGCAAAGAAUUCUCUUUCGGGGAUGACCCGAAUGUUGCUUGGAUCAGAACCAGUUUUCUUUAAACAACUUCCCAAAGACAUUGAGUCCGGGUCCCCACUUUCGAAUAUCUUCGCGUCAUGCGAGCAGCCAUCAUUGGUCUACUCCACGGAAGGUCGAAUCAUUUACUCAGCUGUCAAUGCUGAAAGCGGGUCUCGGGUGUGCAGCUUCAACUCUGAAGCAUACCCCGAUGCGAUUGCCAUAGCUACUCUGAAAGAACUCAAGCUUGCCUUGAUCGGCAAAGAGCGGACAACCCAAUUGCAGACCUUACCGAUCCAUGAGACAGUGCGCUGUCUGACCUACGCAUCGACGGCAAAGAUGUUCGCCAUGGGUUGUAUUCGUCGGAUCAUGGAAAGCGGUGUCGAAGCGUUACUGAGCUCUGUCAAGAUCGCAGACGAAGUUAGCUUCAAAGAACUGGAUUCGGUGGAACUCCUGGACAGAGAGCUUGUGGAAUGCAUCGUAUCGACCGGCCCUUUCGACACAGAUGACGAAUCUCAAGGCUACGGCGAAAUGUUUGUGGUCGGAACGAGCGUUUUUGAAGAGGAUGGAACCGGGGAUGAUAUUGUGAAAGGCCGAAUACUGGUCUUUGAAGUCAAUAAGGAGAAGAAACUCAAAGAGGUGACGUCACUCGCGGUCAAGGGUGCUUGUCGAAGUUUGGCGAUGUGUGAUGGCAAGAUCGUGGCCGGCUUGGUGAAAACAGUCGUUCUCUACGGAUUGAAACCGUCCACAAGAUCCAGCCAUUCUCUUGAACUCACCAAGCUCGCGACGUAUCGCACAUCGACAAACCCUCUUUCACUCGCCGUGACGCCCGCCACCUCCGAAGCGCCGGCUUUCAUCGCCGUCGCCGAUUUGAUGAAAUCUCUUUCCGUUCUCCACGUUGUUCCCCCCAAUUCCUCCUAUCCAGAAUACCAAUUGCGCGAGACAUCCCGACAUUUUGCCACACUGUGGUCCUCUGCCACCUCGGCGAUCAUGGAAAAUGAAUGGGUUGUCGCCGACAUGGAGGGGAACCUUAUCAUGCUCCGCCAGAAUGCUCCCGACACCGCUAACGAGGACUAUCGUCUGCGGUUAGAGGUGAUAGGAGAGUUUCGCCUUGGUGAGGUCGUGAACAAAAUCGUUCCUCUGUCAGCCACUCCUGGCUCUUCGCCGCAGACCAGGCAAGCGCAGAAGAUGAUCGACACCGUCAUGAGCGGGGGGUCGGACGAUGACAUGCACAACAACGGAAAGAGAUUCCUUCCACCAAAACUCCCACGCGUCGGUCCACUAGUCACGCCUCGGGCGUUCCUAGCUACGAUUGAAGGGGCCAUCUACAUGCUCGCCACCAUCAAUCCGGCAUAUGUCAAUGUACUCCUGCUUUUGCAGUCGGCGCUGGCCUCAAGAGUCCAGGCGCCCGGAUAUAUGCCAUGGACGAAGUUCCGAGCCUGGAAGACGGAAGUGUUGGAGAAGGACGAACCUUUCCGCGUCGUGGAUGGUGAGAUGGUCGAGCAGGGAUUAUUGGCUUUAGAUGAUAAGGAGUUAGAGGUAGUGUUGAAGGAGGGUGGUUUGAUGGAGGAAGCAUUGAAUGUCACAGUCGAGGAAGUGAGGGCUUGGGGGGAGGAAUUGAGACGUUUAUAUUAG
Molecule: messenger RNA, 3594 nt
Organism: Rhinocladiella mackenziei CBS 650.93
Lineage: Eukaryota; Fungi; Ascomycota; Eurotiomycetes; Chaetothyriales; Herpotrichiellaceae
Exons: 3
Coding region: 1-3594 (1197 amino acids)
Biological process (GO): proteasome-mediated ubiquitin-dependent protein catabolic process; DNA repair
Cellular component (GO): nucleus; site of double-strand break
Molecular function (GO): protein binding; nucleic acid binding
Source: RefSeq, a predicted model, not a curated record